CCUGCUUUUUAGACCAUGACAACAAACAACACAAAUAUCACAAUCCCUUCAAUCUUAUUCUUGUCUAAUCCCCUCCUUUAUGCAAUUUUGCCAUUUAUACAAGAAUAGUUUGAUUCCUUUGCUUAGCAUUUCAGCGUCAUCGCCUUGAUCCCGCAAAAUUCACACUUUUUUUGUACCACAUCAACAGCAAUAGCUACCACCAUAGCUACCACCAUAACUACAGUAUCAACAGUUAAUUAUUGACUUUAUUGACUUUACCGAUCUAUAUGUGUACAGCUAGUUGGAGUUUUAUUCACUUUUUAUAAACUAUCACCUUUUAUGACGGUUGAAUAUUCAUCUUAAAAUUCUAUCCACCGGUCCGAUCUUUUGGGAGCAGGUUUUCACAACAUAACAUUCGACCGGACAACCAUACAAACCCCUCGAGGUUCUCUUUUUUAAACAAACAUGGCUACCUCUACUUUGCGACCAAGUACUCCUCCACCUUCAACUUCCCUCAAAACUCCAUCAACACCACGUUUUGGAUAUGAUGAUGAUUACGAACCUUAUUCGCCCAGGAAGUCAAGUCGAGUAGCUUCAAGAGCAAUUCGGAACGCGGUAACUCCACCACCUCCAACUAUCAAACAUAAUAUUCGCAACAAUCUUUCUACUCCACAAUCAACACCUCGAGCCGCUAGAAGGGUCAUAUUUUCCGGUACACCACAACAUAUUCACUCGUCGGUACCUAAAUCUCCUCAGACUGCGACAAAACGACGCGCACCUCAAUCGACUACGUCAAUUGAAGGGCGACAAGUUUCUGGCGCAUUAAAUCUCGACAACACAACCUCCGCAGCUACAGCUCUCGGUCUAACUCCCAAAAGUAAAAAGAGAGAGCAUAAGAUGGACCACCAUCAGCGACCUGGCACAAUGGUUCGUGGCGAUGGCAUGCUACCAACACCUUCUAAGACCCCACGUCACCCCAAGCAAACGGAGGAGUUAAAACAAGGAAUUAAUGCGGUUUCUCGUACCUUGUUUACCUCAAUCCAUGCUGAUAAUUCGGCGGAUGCCAUGCCAAAACCAAAGAAGAGCCGCAAGAGAUUUGACAACUAUGGCCUUGGUAGCUCUUCAGGAGAUGAACCAAUUGCUAUCUUCACCGAUUCGGAGGACCGCAUUCCAGAGGUCGACAGCCAUUCCGAUAAUCCUUUCUUUGGUAGUAGCCCUCCACAGAAUACCAGAGGCAGAAGCAGAAAGCCCAAGUUGAUUCACGUUCCAGGAGAGGAAGACCAAACUAUGGAGCAGCUUACGGGUCGUGAGGAUGGACAUGUUGCCAACUUGUAAGUUCCAUAUGCUUCCCGAUCUAGAGACUAAUUUUGCUAACUAUUACUGCUAUAGCCGUGGUAAACUAAUCUUCAAAAAGAGUUCGAAUGUCUCGGCAAGUCAUAGUCCAACUCGAAGUAGGGGUCGUGCUGAAGUCAUGAUUCUGGACCAAAGUUUUACUGGCGAGUCUAAUGGGCCAGUCACACGCUCAUGCAGGCGCCAGCUGUUCACCAAAAAUCGCCAAGCUCCCGCCAUUCCACAAGUCCAAGUCACUGAAGAUGAAGAGGAGGCUUUGACUGAUAUCGAGGAAAAGUUUGACACCGAUGCGACAGACACGGAUGCUGAGCUACGUACCCCAUUCCAUACCCAAGGUCUUAUGACUCCGGAUGCGCCAAGAUUUGGACCAACCUCCUCACCAACUAUCAAACGAGCUACACGCGCUACAAAGAGAUAUGACGUUGUCGAAUCGCCAGUAACUCCUCCACGUCGUGGUCGAUCUCAGGCUACUAGUCCAUUCAAAUCAUCCAGGAGUGACAACAACUUUGAGCGCGCAGCGAAAAAGCGUGAUGGGGAAGCCGUUGCAAGACCUACUGAGGAAGUGAAGAGAGCACGCAACUAGGAUCCUUCAUUAGGAUUCUUGUCAUGCGCUUCUUAUUUGCUCUAUGGUCAUUGGAAAGAAGAUUGAUUGCAUCUUGGUGAACGCGUUGGACGGGCGGGGCGGGAGUUUUUGCAGAGCUUUUUGAGUCACCUGCUUAUGAGCUUUCUUUGACUGCAGGGAUUUGCAGUGUUUAUUUCUUUUAAUCACCUACUUGAGGCAUUUUACUUUUUUAACGGUCGUCCCUGCAUGAUUUGAUGGGCUCUUCGAGGCCAUUGCACAUGGCAGAAUUUUGGACCCCUUCUUGCGCACCUCUUUUGUAAAAUACCAGGAAAUGGCGUUUUCAGUUUUCAGGCAUAGCGAGAUUUGGGUCUACUACUGUACCUUACGAAAUUAAAUGAUCAAGCAUAUUAACAAACU
Sclerotinia trifoliorum is the source of this 2308-nucleotide messenger RNA. The record is from the annotation of a GenBank genome assembly. Lineage: Eukaryota; Fungi; Ascomycota; Leotiomycetes; Helotiales; Sclerotiniaceae.